GAAAAGACCACAGGAAAUGUUGAGAUUUCCUCUGGAUGUGAGGUGUGUGUUCCAGACAUGCCCGCCAAUUGCUUCUUUCCCAACCACACGGAGUGGGAUUGAAACCAGCUUUGGUUUAGGACUCAUCUCCAGUUGGAAAAAGAAGAGUUUUCAAUUUGUAGUUUUCCACCUAAACAGAUGCUGCGAGAUAAAACAGGAAAAUAAUCUGCGGUUUUGCCAAAUAGGGACUGUAAUUACUUAUCUUCUGAAAAAGACUUCUCAAUUGGAUAUGUUUUUGACCAAAACGUGUUUUACUUGGCACCUUCUUUUUCUUCUCUAAUUUUUUUUGCCACCUAUUAGUCUUCGCUUUGUUAGCAUUUGUGGUCACCCUCCUGUGGUCAUGUAACUGGCUGUGCUUUCAGUACUGGAUCCCUUUCAUCUGGUGAACCAAAUCACCUUUCAGCCCUUCAGAUCUGAUUUUGCCCUCCCUGAGUUCUUACAGCUGCAGGAUUCAGGACUCUGCUAAGGUUUCAGGCAUGUUACGUUGCGUUCUUCAGCGAGCCAACAACUUGAGACACUCUGACCCUCUGGCUAGUGUCACCUUCAGAGGGUCCAAGAAGAAGACAAAGAUCAUCAAAAACAACUCUAACCCUGUUUGGAAUGAGGGUUUUGAAUGGGAUCUAAAGGGGAUUCCUCUGGACUCUGGAGCAGACAUCCACUGUGUUGUCAAAGACCAUGAGAAAAUGGGGAGAAACAGGUUUCUGGGCGAGUGUCGACUGGCUCUCAGAGACGUCCUCAACUCUCCCAACCUGGCUGCAUCCUUCACUGUCUCCCUGCUGGACACCAAGAGAAAUAACACAGGGGCAACGCUGACCUUGCAGGUCUCCUACAUCCCUCCUCCUGGGUCAGUUCCCAUCUUUCAGCCUCCUCACCAGCCAGAAGCCCUGCACCAUAACAACCCCAGUGUGGAACUGGACACGGUCACAAUGAUUUCUCUGGAUACUUUGGGUGAGGAGGAUACAGAGAGUAUGAUAAUGGUGGAGCCUGCCGAGGAACAGGGACCAGACGACGGACGCUCCAUGGUGAUCAUCGGCCCUCAAGGGUCACAGGGAAGGGAAUCUCCCACUACCCAGACACCCAAGCGUUCACCGCCAUCCUACAACACCCAAGGAGGGCUGAGGAAAAGGAGGAGAGGUGCCAGCAAUCAGAGCAAACCACUGCCCAAUAAACCACAAGAUAUACAGAUUCGCAUUCGGGUUAUUGAAGGACGGCAGUUGCCAGGCAUCAACAUAAAACCUGUUGUCAAGGUGUCUGUAUCUGGGCAGACCAAGAGAACUCGCAUCCGAAAGGGCAACAAUCCCUUUUUUGACGAGACGUUCUUCUUGAAUUUCUUUGAGACGCCCUCAGACUUGUUUGACGAGCCAAUCUUCAUUACUGUGUGUGACUCUCGCUCCCUCAGAACUGACGCUGUGAUUGGUGAAUUCAAGCUGGAUGUUGGCACUGUCUACAAUGAACACAGACACUGCUUCUUGAAGAAAUGGCUGCUUCUGUGUGACCCUGAUGAUAUUUCUGCUGGGGUCAGAGGUUAUCUGAAGGUCAGCUUGUUUGUCCUGGCAGCUGGAGAUGAGCCACCGGCUGAUAAACGUGAGUGUGUUGAAGGUAAAGAAGACGUAGAAGGAAACUUGCUGAGGCCAGCUGGUCUGUCUCUGAGAGGGGCCACAUUCACCUUGAGGAUUUUCAGAGCUGAGGACCUGCCGCAGAUGGAUGAUGCCUUCAUGGACGGGAUGAGGCAGAUCCUUGGGUUUGACAGCAACAGGAAAAACUUGGUGGAUCCCCUGGUGGAGAUCCAGUUUGCUGGCAAAACGGUUUGCACGAAGAUUCUGGAGAAGAAUGCCAAUCCACAAUGGAACCAGAGCCUGACUAUGCCUAUUAGAUUUCCUUCCAUGUGUGAAAAGAUGAGAAUCAGAAUUCUAGACUGGGACAGAGCCAGUCAUAACGACGUCAUUGGCACCACCCACCUCUGCAUGUCUAAAGUCUCUGCCCCUGGUGGACAAAUAGAUGAUGACUUGACUCCACGGAGCGUCCACUCUGGCAUUGAUGACAGUCUUGGCUUUUUGCCAACGUUUGGCCCGUGUUUUGUCAACCUGUACGGCAGCCCCCGAGAGUUCACUGCUUUCAACGACCCCCAUGAGGCUCUAAACCUUGGAAAAGGGGAGGGCGUGGCGUACCGAGGUCGAGUUUUACUGCAACUAACCACAAAGCUUGUGGAUAAGCCAGAGCAGAGAACUCAAGACAUAGCAUCAGAUGAUCUCCUGGUGGUGGAGAAGUUUAUGAGGAAGAGGAAGUUCUCUCUCUUCGUAGCCUUUUACUCGGCGACGCUACUCCAGGACGUUGAUGAUGCCAUCCAGUUUGAAGUUAGCAUCGGUAACUACGGCAACAGGUUUGACUACACCUGCCUCCCACUGGCGUCCACUACACAGUUCAGCAGGGCUGUGUUUGAUGGUUGCCACUACUACUACCUGCCGUGGGGAAACGUUAAGCCGGUGGUGGUUCUGUCUUCAGAGUGGGAAGAUAUCAAACCGAGAAUUGAGGCUCUCAACAUGCUCCUGGCUAUUGUGGACAAACUGGAAACAAACCUGCAGCGAGUGCAACUACAAGUGAAGGCAGGCAGUGAUCUGGAGGAUCUGGAGCUCCGAGUUGUCGAGUUGUUGGAUCAGAUCAUCACAGACUGCAGUGAGGAGCUGCCAUCUCUCGACCAGUGGCAGUGUGCUACACCUUUGGAUCGCUCGUUGAGGCACAUCCGUACACUCCAACUGCAGCAUAUUGUCGGGGCGGCACUUGCACUCAAACAUGGACCUGAAACUGAGCUGUCCACGGUCCUGGAGCAGGCAGAGGACUGGGCCAACAGACUGAGGACCAUGGCUGAGGAGCCCCAGAAUAGUCUCCCAGACAUAGUGAUCUGGAUGCUGCAGGGCGAUCGCAGGGUGGCCUACCACCGCAUCCCAGCGCACACUGUCAUCUUCUCCCAGCAGCAUUGUGGCAAACACUGCGGACAGCUGCAGACGGUGUUCCUCAAGUACCCACAGAGCAGUGGAGGAGAGGCCAAACUUCCCGGUCAGCUCAGGGUCAAAGUGUGGUUCGGAUUGGCCGCCGAUGUCAAACACUUCAACCAGUACGCUGAAGGAAAACUGUCCGUCUUUGCUGAGACGUAUGAAAACCAAACUCGACUCGCCCUAGUGGGAAGCUGGGGAACUACAGGUUUGACCUACCCCAAGUUCAGCGAUGUCACUGGGAGAGUUAAACUCCCCAAAGAGAGUUUUAAACCCUCAUCUGGCUGGAGCUGGGCUGGAGACUGGUAUAUCAGCCCUGAGAGGACAUUGCUGUUUGAUGUGGACGCCGGUCACAUGACCUUCACAGAGGAGGUGUUUGAAAACCAGAUGAGGCUGCCGGGCGGACAGUGGAUCGGCAUGCCAGAAGGAUACACCGAUGUGAACGGGGAGAAAGCAGUGCCAAAGGAUGAGGUGGAGUGUCCUCCAGGUUGGGUGUGGGAGGAGGUGGAGUGGAGUGAAGAUCUCAACAGGGCUGUGGAUGAUCAAGGGUGGGAGUACGGCAUCACCAUUCCUCCAGACCGUCGCCCCAAGUCUUGGGUGCCGGCGGAGAAGAUGUACCACACUAACCGCAGGAGGCGAUGGAUUCGGAUGAGGCGACGAGACCAACAGAAGAUGGAUGCUCUGAGAAAGCAGCGUCCAGACGAGGCGGAGAGGGAGGGUUGGGAGUACGCCUCACUUUUCGGAUGGAAGUUCCAUCUGAAGCCUAGGAAGACGGACAGCUUUAGGAGGCGCAGGUGGAGGUGCCGCAUGGAGCCCCUAGAGAAGACUGGACCGGCGGCCAUCUUUGCUCUGGAGUGUUCCCUGAGCAGCAUAGAGGACAAGAAUGAUGACAAGUCAGUCACAACCACAUUUGGAGUCAAUAGACCCACCAUUUCCUGUUUCUUUGACCGUGGAACCCGUUACCACCUGCGCUGUUACCUGUAUCAAGCCAGAGACCUGCUGGCCAUGGACAAAGACAGCUUCUCAGACCCCUACGCUAUUGUGUCGUUCCUCCAUCAGUCCCAGAAGACAGUGACAGUGCGGAACACCCUCAAUCCCACUUGGGACCAGACGCUCAUCUUCUAUGAGGUUGAGAUCUUUGGCGACCUAGAGGCCACGAUGGCCAAUCCCCCCAAUGUCAUGGUGGAGCUCUACGAUCAGGAUACAUACGGAGCAGAUGAGUUCAUGGGCCGCUGUGUGUGCCAGCCGUCCAUGACUCCAUCACCACGCUUGGCCUGGUUCCCGAUACGCAUAGGAGACAAGAACGCUGGCGAGCUCCUGGCUGCGUUUGAGCUCAUACGCAGAGAAAAGCAGUCAAUUCACCAUAUUCCAGGUCAAGAGGGAGACAUUAUGACCUCGACCCAUGUUCUAGAUGAGUUGAUGCUUCCAGGAUUCCUCUCUGAAAAUCUCCAGCAAUGGCCAGAGGAGUCGGACCUCCCAUACCCACCUCCUCAGAGAGAGCCCAACGUCUUCAUGGUUCCUCAGGGAAUAAAACCUGUUCUACAGAGAACUGCCAUCGAGAUCUUAGCGUGGGGCGUCCGUAACCUGAAAAGUUUCCAGUUGGCCAGUGUUACCUCUCCCAGCCUCCAGGUGGAGUGCGGAGGAGCGAUGGUCCAGAGCUGUGUCAUUCACAGUGUGAAGAAGAAGCCAAACUUUGAUGUCAACACACUGAUCCUUGAUGUGAGACUUCCCCGUGAGGAGCUGUACAUGCCCCCAAUUGUCAUCAAAGUCAUCGACAACCGUCAGUUUGGGAGGAAGCCAGUGGUUGGUCAGUGCACCAUUUGGUCGCUGGAAGAGUACCGGUUCAGCCAAGAGGAGGAACAACCUGAGGAGGAGGAUGGAUGGAGACGUGAGAUGCCACAGUUAAUUUCUGGGGAGGUUUUUAUUGACAUUGAUGAUGAGGAGCCUCUCGUUCCUGACCAGCUUGCAGAUGGAGCGAGUUCAGCUAUCAUUAACCUUUCCGUCUCUAGUUCCAGUCUUCAUAUGAUAGAAUGGGGAGAAGAAUUCAUGGACUGGUGGAGUAAGUUCUACGCUUCGACUGGAGAGAAACACAAGUGCGGGACUUAUCUGGAGAGAGGCUUCGACACCCUGAAGGUGUAUGACCAGGAGUUGGAGAAGGUUGAGGAUUUUGAAGGUCUCUCUGAUUUCUGUCAGACAUUCAAACUGUACAGAGGAAAAUCUCAGGAUGAAGGAGAAGAUCCUUCAGUGGUGGGAGAGUUCAAGGGUAUGUUUAAGAUCUAUACCCUGCCAGACGACCCGUCUGUCCCUGCUCCCCCCAGACAGUUCAGAAAACUUCCUUCUAAUGGCAUUGAGGAGUGUUUGGUCCGCGUGUACAUCAUCCAGGCUCAAGGACUGCAGCCCAAAGACACUAAUGGGAAGUGUGACCCCUAUGUGAAGAUUACUUUGGGGAAAAAGACCAUCAGUGACCAUGAAAACUAUAUCCCUUCUUCUCUGGACCCUGUCUUUGGCAAGAUGUUUGAGCUCACCUGCUCCCUUCCGCUUGAGAAGGACCUUCGAGUGUCACUGUACGACCACGACAUGGUCACCAAAGAUGAGAAGAUUGGUGAGACAGUGAUCGACCUGGAGAACCGCUUCCUCUCCAGAUACGGAGCCAUGUGUGGCCUACCACAGUCAUACUGCGUAUCUGGGGUGAAUCAGUGGCGAGACCAGAUGACACCCAGGCAGCUGCUGUGCAGACUGUGUGAGCGUCGAAACCUUGGGAGGCUGGUGUAUGAGGAUGACGCAGUCCGCUUCAGAGGACAGCGAUACACAGCUGCAGACUUGGACGACAAAAAUGUGUCCAAACGUUACCUUGGCCCACUUAAGGAGCGACUCUCCCUUCACAUCUUGAGGACAAUGAGACUAGUGCCUGAACAUGUGGAAACCAGACCACUGUACAGCCCGCUGCAACCUGAUAUAGAGCAGGGUCGUCUGAUGAUGUGGGUGGAUCUCUUCCCCAAGUCUCUGGGACCCCCCGGACCGCCAUUCAACGUCAUGCCACGCAAAGCCAAGAAGUUCUUUCUGCGCUGCAUCAUCUGGAAUACCAGUGAUGUCAUUCUGGAUGACAUCAGCAUCAGCGGGGAGAAGAUGAGCGACAUCUACGUCAAAGGCUGGCUUGACGGGCACGAAUUCAACAAGCAGAAGACAGACGUCCACUACCGCUCCCUGGGCGGAGAAGGAAACUUUAACUACAGGUUCCUGUUUCCGUUCCACUAUUUACCGGCAGAACAGCUGUGUGUCAUUGACAGAAAGGAACAUUUCUGGAGUGUGGACAAAGCUGAGACCAAAUUGGUCCCCAGACUGACCAUCCAGAUAUGGGACAAUGACAAGUUCUCCUUUGACGACUACCUUGGUCACCUGGUGAUGGACCUGAACCACAUGCCACGUCCUGCCAAGACUCCAGAGAAGUGCGACCUGCAGCUGCUCGACCAGCCAGCCGACAAACUGGUGUCUCUGUUUGAGCAGAAGACCGUCAAAGGAUGGUGGCCCUGUACCUGCAACCAGAAUGGAGAGAAGAUCAUCGCGGGGAAGGUGGAGAUGUCUCUGGAGAUAGUGUCCGAACAUGAGCACGGCGAGAGACCUGCUGGCCUUGGCAGAGACGAGCCCAACAUUAACCCUCAUCUGGAGGAGCCCCAGCGCCCAGAGACGUCCUUUCUGUGGUUCUCCUCCCCAUACAAGACCCUCAAGUACAUCCUGUGGAGGCGUUUCAAGUGGUUCAUCAUCCUCUUCAUCAUCCUCUUCUUCAUUCUUCUCUUCCUCGGUGUCUUCCUCUACUCCUUCCCGAACUACGCUGCCAUGAAGAUGGUGGGACCUUUUGGACCUGCCAAAUCAGCGGAGUGAUGAAAGAGAUGAGCACGGGGAGUUGAAAAAUAAGGGGAAAGAAAAAUGAGCAAAUUGUCUGAAUUUCUUGAAUUUCACACCUUAGAAAUCUCCUGUCAUCUUCCUGAAGCUGUGAGUGAUGAACUCACCUGUGACUAGCUCUACUUGUGCCUUCGCUAUUUACAUUCACCAGAACCUCUCAACUGAAUGUGAUGAUGCAUUUUAUUGCUCACUCUUCCCAACAAAUGUCUCAUUGCUCCAGGUGUUUGUUUUCAAAUCAACCUUUUCUGUCAUGCUGCCUUCAAAUACUGUCAGAUUUUUUUCUAACCAUCAUAUCAAAAUUGUUAAAAAUCAUUCAAAGUAUAUGUAUUGGUGUCAUAUAAGAUGUCUUCAGGUGCUGUGGGGUUUCUCCGCUUCAGUCUAAAAUACAGUUUAUUACAGUAUAUUUUAAGUAUAUUUGCUUCCUGCUGCUGAUCUUCCUCCUUCCACCAUUCCUUAUCUCAUGCUCUUCCUCCGAAUUUAUUUCCCUCUUCUUCUUAUCCUCUUAAUCACUUUCUUCUUUUUCUCUCCUUCGAUUUGUCCUUCUCAUAUGUGUCUUCUUUCCUCUUCUUCCUCCUCCUCCUUCACUUCCUUUUGCCCCCUCCUUAUUCUCCUGCUCAUUCAUCCUUCUCUCUAGGCUUCAGACUCUGCACUUUCUUUUACUAUUUCGGCUCCUCCUGUUCUUCAUUUCCCUCUCCUUCUCCCUUUGUCUUCUUUUCUCUUCUUCUACCUUCCAUUCUCACCUCACAUCUCCUCCAGUUUACUUCUUCCAUUUCCUACUUUCCUUCUCUCUAUGCUUCAAACUCUGUUCUUUGCCUUCCUCAUCCUCCUCCCUCUCCCUUGCUUGCAGCACUCUCAGGGUUCAGCAGGUUAAGUCGGGGAUAUGUUCUUGUUGAUCUCGGAGCUUGAGCUUUAUUAGUCAAAGCCCGUUUGGGAUAGAUGUGUCAGCUGAUUAGGACUCAGCGUGGGCUGAUUUCCUGAACACACAGAAACGUGGAAGUGAAAUACUCACACUCUUCUAGACUAGAUUCAGUUCCUGGGGGUGCAUUCACGUCUUCACUUGGUCUGCUUUGGUCACGAUCAGUGUGGAAAAGCUGACUCUGAUAACGAGCCAAGCAGGACUUUUAAAGAAACAGGGCGGUCAGAUGGGCUCACAGGCUGCUCGUUUAAGGGUUUUGGUAACCCAUCAUCCUGCCAGGUCAGAGAGGCUUCAGUUCCAGUGUAUAUCACUGUAAAAAAAAAAACGAAUAGAUUGAAGUCCUGUGUAAGACAAUCUGAAACUAGGUCUUAAUACAGGUGAUUUCCUUUUCGACCCAGCAAAUAUUAUUUUAUUGUAUGUAGUUUUCUUUCCUCACUCUAACAGCUUAUAUGUCUCCCUUCUUCUGGUGUAUUAGGUGGUUUUCCGGUCUGAAACCAUGGAAAUGUUCAUUUCCAAAAAAAAAACAAAAAACUCUGAAACCAUAAGACUUGAAUUCCAAAAGGGUCAAAUUUUCAGAGAUAACUGGGAUUACACCGCAACGUUCUGAGCUUCACUUCUCUCGCUGCCCUGUUGUGCAACUCUGCAACUAACAGUCUGAAAAAUAUGUCUCUGUUUUUGGCCAUUUGGAAUUUCAAGUUGUGGUGUGCUUUUAAUCCCAGAGUUUAUUUUUAGCUGUCAUCUUCUGAGUUUAUGUUUAUGUGACAAACUUUUUUGCCAUACGCGCCAUCAAGAAACUUUUGGAAUCCUUCUUAGAAUGUAAAGAAACUUUUUUAAAGGUGUUUGAUUUAUGCUGCAGAACACUCAGAACAGCCAGAAACAAAGUGCUUGAAGAUUUUUAUUUUUAUUUUCUUCAGGAAUUUAGAGUUUAGAGUUUCUAGCUUCUGUAUUGAUUAUAAGAAAAUUUGAAAAAAAGAAAGGUGUAAGUGAAACUUUGACAAUGAAUGAAGCGUUGUUGAAGCAACAGACUUGUCCAUGUUGGAAAUAGAAAGUCCUGCUGUGUGUGUGUGUGUGUGUGUGUGUGUGUGUGUGUGUGUGUGUAAAAAUGCUUUACAGCUCCUGCUGAUGUGAACACACCUCAAAAUGGAGACAAGUCUGUUGUUCAUAAAGUAAAAUCUGAUCUGGUAAUCUCCAUGUGAGCACUUGAUCUGCUGGUUUCUCUGUGACUGGAAUAAAUCCAUUCUUUCAGAGCUUGUUUGCACGUAGGAUAAACUCCAGGUGACUUCAGAAGUCUUCAGAAGGGACAGAAACAUGGAGGUUGAAAAAUGUGGGAUGUUUGUCAGUGAGCGUUCUGGUCUGUUCUUGUGAAUUGUCUCCAGUUGCUGUUCAGGUGAUUUUCUAACUCAGACCAAGUACAGUCCGAAUACUUGACCCAUCCAGGUAUCACAGAAUGCAUUAAUCAAAGUACACUGCUGUUUCAGUUCCACAGUCCAUACUAUCUGUGCAAGAAGCUUAAUGGCAAUCUUUUUCUACUGUAUGAAUUCAGUGUUCUUAUUCUGUUCUAUUUCCUGAAGAGUUGAUUCUCCACAGCAGCAGAACUACUUUGUUAAUAAGGUUCUACAGUGAUUGAUGCUUUGAUAUGAACACACAUAUUUGACCAGGUCAUUUGAUUUAUAGCCCAUGGAAACACUAAAGACAUAUUGUCCAUUAAAGCGUGGCCAUUGACUCAGCCCUGUUUCUCACAAUUAUCUUGUGUCAGUGAAUGCAGCGUGCCUUUAGACAGUUUAAAAAUAAAAGCAGAAACGUGGUAUGCUUCACAUUUAACAUGAGCACUCUGCUGUCAACUGUGAUAACCUUCCAACGCCUCAGAACUGCACUGAUCAAUGACACAGAGACUCAGUUAAACUGGAAUCUGUUAAAUCCCUGCUGUAGUCAUUGUAAAAUAAGCCUAAACUGUACUGAUGGUGUUUGAAGCUUUGCUGGGAGACACAUGCUGAAUGUAUUUUAAAGCUUCACGGCUUCUCAUCUAAAAAGAGCAAUACACUGUGCAAUGCACCAUGUCAGUAUUAUCAAUAAAACUGCUUUACUGAUCCA
Messenger RNA from Mugil cephalus (flathead mullet), 9936 nucleotides. It is a transcript of the gene dysf, whose product is annotated as dysferlin, limb girdle muscular dystrophy 2B (autosomal recessive). The transcript is spliced from 58 exons. Gene Ontology annotation, molecular function: calcium-dependent phospholipid binding; calcium ion binding. Gene Ontology annotation, cellular component: T-tubule; membrane; cytoplasmic vesicle. The record is from RefSeq and is a predicted model, not a curated record. NCBI's taxonomy places the organism in Eukaryota, Metazoa, Chordata, Actinopteri, Mugiliformes, Mugilidae. Gene Ontology annotation, biological process: T-tubule organization; negative regulation of phagocytosis; vesicle fusion. The coding region runs from base 516 to 6908 and encodes 2130 amino acids.